CUUUUCAUAAAGAGGAUGGAGAGAUGGAUCCCUGGUUGCUCGGAUAAGAUGACAUAAAAGUGACCAAAUGGAAAGAAAGAGGACGCUUAAGUAAAGCCAGUAGGAGGAGAAGGGUGUUUAUUUUUUCUAUUUUUUGGGGGUAAUUCAGAUUCUGUACAAGAAUUAUUUUACAGUUCAAGUAAUUGUUACUGUUCUACAGGAGGAUCUGUAUCACCAUUAUACCUGGAAAUAACGAGAGAUUGCUGGCUAUAAGAGAUGACUGUGGUUCUGUCCAUGAACAGAUUUUGCAACCCCAUUACCUCUGAAGGUACCACCGACGUUGCAGAUUACAGGAGCGUCUGGGAGUCCGAUCACCAGAACAAGGCAGCCAGCUCUUCCUCCUCUCUCCAUGCCCAGCACCAGGAGUACAGAUUAUGUGACACUUCUCCAGAAUCACAUUACAGGGGAAUUUCACAUCCAAAAACAGCUUCCAAGAGCACUUACUUUAAAAGGAAAUAUGUAGAAGAGGAUUAUCAUCUGCCGCUCAGCAGCUGUAGCCAUAAAAAUGUAUCAAUCUUUGAAGAGAGGGCCCAUGUACUUUACAUGUCCUUGGAGAAAUUAAAAUUCAUUGAUGACCCGGAAGUGUUCCUGAGAAGGUCAGUCCUCAUUAACAACUUGAUGAAGAGAAUUCAUGGCGAGAUUCUACUUCAGAACAACUGGUGUUUCUCAGCCUGUUCUUUGGGAGGAGCUUCGGCCCAGGAAUGGUUUGUGCCACAGGAUUGCCCUUAUAGGAAGCGCCUUAGAAUGACCAAGGAGGACAGCAGUCUUCAAACUUGUUGUUUUUACCAGGAAUGUGGCAGCCAUUACCUAAACAUCCCGUUUGCUGUUAAUGCAAAUGGAGGGAAUUCCGCAGCGUCCUGUGCAUCUACCAGCGCUCUGCCUUCACCAGGAUGCUCUCACCACAUGGAUUAUAGCACAGGAGAGGCUCCUUUAUACAGGAACGGAAUCCAGGGGGCUUCAUGUGGGGGGUUUGUGACCAAUUCAAAGCCUCAACACAAAGUAAACUUACACGAGGAAGCGGCAGUGGAGGAAAAAAGAGGCCUCCAUGGCCGCGAAGCUUCAAAUGGGGGAGGUGCCUUUGAACGCAAAGGCCGCCUUUAUGAUUUUUUGGCAUCUGGUUGCAAUGACAAGAGUAGUAUAAGUGAACCAUGGAAAAAAUCUCUCAGGAAAAAAGAGGUUUCUCCAGGUAAUAAACUUUGUUGCAACAAAGGAAAUAAGAUGUGAGCAUUUUUUUUAAAUUAUUAUUUCACGUUAUUUUUGAUGUUGCUCAGAAGUGGGGUCUGUUAUGCGGUGGGAAAGGGUUUUUUGUAGCUUUAUAUGGUGAUAAUGAAACAAUCCCUAUGCAGAAGGGAGUUAUGGUAUGAAAAAAUUUUCAGUGUUUUAAUUUGUGUACAGAAUGUUUGGAAAUGUAUUAGAUCACACUCCCAGCUGCCACAUUUUGGUACUGCCUGUGGCUCAUUUUAUGAAGGUGUACAUCAGACAAGUCUCCAUACUCGCCCAGCACUCAGAACUGGAUGCUUAAUUACGCACACAUGAUAUGUCUAGGAAUCCUGAAUCUGACUUUAGCUCUUCUCAAAUGGAGACCACCCCUCGCCAAUUGGCCCCCUGGCCGGGAGCCUCACACAAGCCUCAUCUCUGUGCAUCUAAUACCCAAACUUUUUAGAACUUUUUUUUUUUUAAGUUUUACUUUUUAGAGCAUUGCAAAUGUAUUUUCCUCUCCACCUGCAUUUAUGCUGUAGUGAUCUUCAUUUCAAUCGUAAUAUUUGUAUUCAAAAUAAAUUUUGAGUUGUAAAA
Pseudophryne corroboree (corroboree frog) is the source of this 1833-nucleotide messenger RNA. RefSeq names its product SERTA domain containing 4 (gene SERTAD4). The transcript has 4 exons. Lineage: Eukaryota; Metazoa; Chordata; Amphibia; Anura; Myobatrachidae. The record is from RefSeq and is a predicted model, not a curated record. Gene Ontology annotation, cellular component: nucleus. The coding region runs from base 256 to 1263 and encodes 335 amino acids.